CUUCAUUUUGAACAUAAAUACCAGCAGCUCCGGAGUGUUGCUCCUAGAAACCAGCGGCUGUCAGAGAGGGAGGCCGCCGAGCAGCUGCUGCACGAUGCGGAUUCGAUAACCCAGCAGGACCCGCUUUAAAGACUUUAUCUCCAGAGCCGCAGAGUCGCUUCCGGCCGGUUUCUCACGCUCCUUACGCCUUUUCAAAUGUUUCCUGACGCUAGCUAGCGGGUUAGCUUCCUGGUUAGCUUGAAGAUUUGCACCGUCUUGCUAGCUUCAUUGGAAAUCCACACUCAAUUACCUCCCUCCCUCCCCCCUACACACACACACACACACACACGACUGCUGGAUCUACACACGCUGGACAUCCAACCAUGGAGUCGGUGAAUCUCUUCGACCCAGCCAGCCCCGUGAAUACCGUUUUGAAAACUAGGCCCGACGCGAUCCCCGGCCUUUCCUCCCUCUCGACGCCGCACUGCAGGGAUCUGUUCUCCGCCGGACCCGCGGCGGUGCUGUCCCCCGUCACCAACCUGGCUCUGGUCAUGGACAAUCUGAAUGGACUCGGAAGCCUGUGUGACACCCCGAAGAGGAGUAAGCACGCACUCCUUGAAAAGAUUCCCUCCUUUGCCUCUGACGUCUCAUCUGAUGCCGGCCUCGACAUGGAUCCCCCGAGCCCCAUGGACGCUGUUGAAGUGGAGGACACAUUUGAAAGGGCAAUUCAGUCGAGCCGAGUUGUCAACGAGAGGCUACCAAUUCGAAGAAUCAACUCAUUGCCACUCCAGCUCCUGGGUUUCAGUCCAUCGCUAAAGGGACAGGAAACAGAUUCUCACCGCUAUGGAGUAUUCGGCCAACAACCCUCCCAAAUGAAUGCCGCCAUCUCGUCCUGUCUACUCGACAACAAAGAAAACAUGCCGGAGGAGGGCUUUGAAUUCAAGAAACCAACCAAACCAGUGUCGCGGUGUCGAAUGCGCUCCUUCAACGGUGGACAAUCUAAGGACACAUUUGCUCGCCGCCCCAGCUCAGCACCAGCGCUCAUGUUUUCUUCACCUCCUCCAGUCCAGCAGCUUGACUUUUAUGACUCCAGCCCCGUGUUCCUGAGAGGCUCCUCUGCCAGCUCUCUGAGUGACGAUGUGGACGAAGUGGACGAUGGAUUUUUGGAUGUUAUGGAUGACAACAUGGAGAACGACUCUGGGAUGCCGAUGGGAAUGGCUAGUUUGCUCACUGCCCCACUGGUUUCCGACAGUACAGGAGAAGACUCUCCUGUGAUCCGCUGCCGGCCGCGAAGCCUGUUUCGCUCGCCCUCCAUGCCCAGUCCGGUUUCCCGGCCCUGUGCGAAGCGCCCCGACUGCCCCGGAGACGAUAUCACGCCGGUUAGGGUGAAGCGACGACGCAGCCUGGCAGGAACACAAGUCACCAACCUGGAGCAAAACCCAGAAUCCCCACGAACGAGCUGUUCGUUGCUCCAGAGAUCUAAAUCCUUCUGUCAGACCGACAUCGAGAAGCUGCUGGACAGUGAGGACAGCUCUAAUGAGCUGAUAGGCGAUUUCACCAAGCCUUUUGUAUUACCCACAGUGGAGGGCAAACAUCAAGACCUCAAGUACAUUACCCCGGACAUGAUGGUGGCAGCUCUGACCGGCCAGUUUAACCAUCUAGUUGAGCGAGUCAUUGUCAUCGACUGCCGCUACCCCUAUGAGUUCGAGGGAGGACACAUCCAGGGAGCACUGAAUUUGCACCAGGAAGCGCAGCUGGAGGAUUUCCUCCUCAAGGCCCCCAUCAUCCCAUCCUCCGCAGAGAAACGAGUCGUCAUCGUCUUCCACUGCGAGUUCUCGUCCGAGCGCGGCCCUCGAAUGAGCCGCUUCGUCCGGGAGCGAGACCGCGCCAUUAACGAGUACCCCAAUCUCUACUAUCCCGAGCUCUACAUCCUCAAAGGAGGAUACAAGGAGUUCUACCCUCAUUUUAAGUUGCAAUGUGAACCUCAGUCGUACCGGCCCAUGCACCACGAGGACUUCAAGGAAGACCUGAGGAAGUUUCGCCUCAAGAGUCGCACUUGGGCCGGGGAGCGCAGCAAGAGAGACAUGUACAGCCGCCUGAAGAAGCCCUGAGCGCCUCCCCAACUGCCUCAAACACACUGCCCCUCCCUCCCCCUGAACGGACUGCAAAGUCCAACAUGGAGAUAAUGUUUUUGGAAUCGCAACAACAAAACUGGACUUUUUAGUCUCUAUUGUGUCAUUUAACUAAAACAAAUUGUUAUUUAUGCAAAUUUUAAGGGGGAAAGACGUGAAAUGAUGAACCCUGCACCUGAAGGGUCAAAGGUGCCGAGGUGCAGACUCGAUUAAGAUGAUCUGAAGCAUUGUGAUCUUUUUAUAAAAAACCACUUGGACCUACUGCCUGUUUUACCUUUUGCGUGGUGCUGACGUAAGAAGCACAGAUCACUGCCAGCUACUGUGCAACGACCAAACCAAUCUGCCAAAAUCUCGAGUUUGUCUUUCUGUCUCUUCACUGGAUUUUUUUUUUUUAAGACAUUUUUUUGCAUUCUUCAUUUUCCACCUUUUGUUAGCACUUAAAUCAAAAACCUAAAAUGGUGAGGUGCUUUUUUUUGAUACAGCAUUUUUUUUAAAAUAACUUUUAAUGAAUUUUCUUGAUUCCCCAUUUAGGCAUUUGUUGAAAGCAUGACUCUCCAGACGUCCCCUAAUGCUUAUUUCAACUUCAUAAUAAUUUG
This is a messenger RNA of Paralichthys olivaceus (Japanese flounder), 2707 nucleotides long. It is a transcript of the gene cdc25b, whose product is annotated as cell division cycle 25B. The record is from RefSeq and is a predicted model, not a curated record. Gene Ontology annotation, cellular component: cytoplasm; nucleus. Gene Ontology annotation, biological process: protein dephosphorylation; positive regulation of G2/MI transition of meiotic cell cycle; positive regulation of G2/M transition of mitotic cell cycle. Gene Ontology annotation, molecular function: protein tyrosine phosphatase activity. Lineage: Eukaryota; Metazoa; Chordata; Actinopteri; Pleuronectiformes; Paralichthyidae.